Molecule: messenger RNA, 1575 nt
Organism: Serendipita indica DSM 11827
Lineage: Eukaryota; Fungi; Basidiomycota; Agaricomycetes; Sebacinales; Serendipitaceae
Source: the annotation of a GenBank genome assembly
AUGAGCAAGGUGCUCAUCGUAGACGAUCAAGACCGGUCCAUUACGUAUACGGGCAGCUGGUCGUCGGAGAACAACGUCGGGGACUACACCAACGAAUAUCUCAGCACUGUGCACAAGUCGAAUACGGUUGGAGACUCGUUGGAAUACUCUUUCGUUGGUACUGGCAUCUCGGUCUUUGGCACGCUCAAUACGCCGCAGAGCCUUGGUUUACCCACCCCGAGAUUUACAAUAGAUAAUAGCGAUCCAAUCGCGUUUAAUGCAUCUGGAGAGGUCCUCAAUUGGGACCGGCGAAGACAAACCUCGCACGCGCUACUCUACAAGUCUCCAACACUCCCAAAAGGCAACCAUACAAUCAAGAUUGCUAUCGCGAGUCCGUCUGGAAGCACUACGACUCCUGGUCCGUUCUACCUCGACUUUUUCACCGUGGAUAGCGGAAGUGAUAGCGUCGCUGGGGAUGUCAUUCUGGAUGACCGCGACCAAAGUCUACUCUUCUCUGGAUCAUGGUCAAAUAAUGGGAUUGUUGAAGAGUAUAUGGGAACGACUAGGCAAACGCCCGGCGAGGCGAAUGGGGGGACGAUGACCCUGCAAUUCAAUGGGACAGCGAUAACAGUAUUUGGAACCACUGCCCAGACAGUUAACCAAGGCACGACCAAGGUUUCGUUUAGUAUUGACGGGCAAUCGACCACAUUUGAAGGCAAAGCGAAUCUGCCGGCUGUUCUACACCAGGCUGUCUUUCAAGCGACAUCGCUUGGAGCGGACAAGACGCACACCCUAACGAUUACACCUUUGAACAGCAACCCGUUGUUCCUCGACUAUUUUGUAUACCGCACGACCAACUCUUCUGCCACCAUUCCUACAAACCCCCCAAAUGACAGCAAGACGUCGAACACCGGAGCCAUCGUUGGUGGCGUUGUUGGUGUUGUCGCAAUCAUCCUCCUGGCAGUCUUAGGGUUCUUCUUGUGGAGGAGAAGAAAAGCGCGGAAGCAUAAGGAAUCUGGAGGAGCCAUCGACCACGCUGGCGUAGCGGAACCAUACCGCGUCCCGGCCAAUGGCUCGCAGUACACUGCAGUGCCGUUUGGAUCUAUGAGCAACAUUCCUGCUUCAAAGAACACGCCCGGAAAUCGGGUUUCCGAAGUCCAGUCGUCAUUCUAUGACGGCGACGGCAACUCGACGGCGUACACAGGCAUGGACACUCACUUUACUGUGAGUGACUUCCGCUCGGCGGGGAGCGAUAUCAGUGGUGGGAGUGGUGCCAAUGUGAAUGGGCGAUAUGUGCCGGGAGGCACCAUUCUCUACCCGCAGUUUGAAGGCGUAAAUUCAAGACCACCACCGCGUUCGCCAGUCGUUCCACCCUCUGCGACAUAUCCUCCGAUUCCUGGAGCCUCUUAUGGCCAAAACGAAAAGUCGCGGUUCAUGAAUAUGGACCGUCGCCCGCCGUCACCGACUCGUGUCCCUGCUACAGCGCAGCCACCAGAGUCGACCAUCCUGUCGUCGUCGCCACCAAUGUCAUCGGUUGAAGUCGAUAGUGGCCUCCGAAUACCGCGGGCUGAGCCACCCGGAUACACAGAGGACUAG